CUCCUAACUAUCACUAUCAUUAUACACAGCCAACCAGGCUACCAACCUACCAACCUACAAUCUCGACUUUUUGUCUCAUUGUUCGGUUCAUCUACUCGUCUUAGACACUCGUUUACUCAAACCCUGCCGUUCAGCCCCUGCCCUACUAUCCUUCACGAUUUCAUUUCCCACCCCGCCUAUUCCUAUUCCUGUUCCUAAUCCUGUUGGGGAUCUACUAGCGAGCUUGUAUACUUGCAAGGCUGCUUGCUAUCUACUUUUUGCGCGUGGUCGACAAAGUAGUCGUUACACGCUUUCGGUGUUAACUAUGGCUUCGCCGACCCAAGACCAUAGAGCUUCUUUAUCCCCCUUCGCUCCUCCUCAUAUGUCUAGAAGCUACGAUCCACGCAACCCACUCAGAAUCAUUGUCGAGCCAACCGCUGAGAACCAGAGGAUCUAUAACGAAAUCAGACAGACACAUGAACGCACACGUCUACAAACUCACGUCGCAUCCCAACAAAACUUAUUACCAAACCCUGCAGCUCCAUCCGUCAGCACGGCUCAUUCACCUAUAGACGACCCAGAGACGCCUUCUACACAAGACUUGACUGCCCAGGAAAGAGAGCGACACAGGAAACCUCGAGGUAGGAGAAGAGGACCGCUAAAAGAUAACACAAGAUUAAACACCGCACUCAAGCGGAAGCUCAAGCUCGCGUGCCCUCACCACCGUGCAAAGAAAAUAACGUGUGAUUGUCAUGAUUUUAGUAAACUAGAAGAGAAUUAUCGCAGUUCCUUAAUCCCGCAAUCAUCGAGUCGUGGCAUAUCACAUGAGCGAAGCGAAAUUAUGCCGCACAUGUCCUCAGAACAGGAACUAAAUCGUGAAACGUUUGGGACGGGUGGUGCUGCGACAGGACCACCGGAUCAAGACCCUACAUCAAACGAUUUCAUUGAUCUAUCACCGUUAAUGAGUGACCACGAGGACAUAAUCCGCUUUGACGUGCAACAAAUAGUAAGCCGGUUCAACUCCGACGCCAUUUAUCUGGAUGAGACAAUGCUCCAGGGUCCAGGGCAAACCUACCACCCAGGCAACGACAUGACUGGUCAAUCGCCGAACCACGUAAAUGGCGAAUUCCUCGAGAUCGGUAGUCAGAGACACGAUUACCCAAACCGUUGGCAAUGCGAGUAUAAGGGCUCGGUAGAUACCAUGUCAGAUACGUCGUCGGAACGCUCUUGUUGUUGUUGGACCGGUCCGUUUGACCAGUUGUCUGACCACUUUCGAACCAAACAUCACACCUACCAUGACAUGUCUCCACGGUUCUGGUUUGUGUGCACGCUCUGCCAUGCUAAGGCUAAGGCUCCUGAUGAUCUAGAACGACCGGCACUAGAUUUCGAUUUCAGAUGCACAAGAGAAAGUUGCUCGGGUUCUUACCAGAGAUGGUAUUACGGAUCCACCAGAGACGAAUCCGUCCUAGGGUCAGUAGUCGUUACCGAAUCCGAAGCAGGAUAUUCUUGGAAUGCAAAUCUCGAAGGGAAUCAGCCAUGGCUAGGUGGUGGAAGCAUGAAUGGUGGUUACAUCGAUAAUUCCGGGGCUGGCAACCUGUUCGAGCAUUACCAAUAUCACAACGCCAAAUGGGACACGAGUAGCGAUGCAUCCGGUCUCCGCCCUACCCGUAAAGAUCGUUUUGGAUGUUGUCGAUCGAAGCGAGGGAAGAAAACCCCAACUAGCUCGUCGCAUCAAUGUCCAAUACUCUUGCUACGUUAUGGCAAGCUGCCCGUUGGCUAUCUAAUUUCUAUUGUAGUCCCCGUGUUAGCUACAAUAAUUCAGGAAAGCAGCUGCCUUAUGCUGUCGCUUUGCACGGCUAGUAUGGAUGCAAUCGGUUGGUGCUCUUUGGUGUUACUAUUGACCGGGUUCAUCGCGACAUGGGUGAUGAAAGACCGGACCAGGGCCUAUGCUAUCGAUGAACUUAGUCACAGGCCUCGCGGCCGCCAUCGUCCAAGGAACCGGAUCCCAUCAGUCGAAACUUCGGUAUGGCAUGGAUUCCGUGUCGUAGCUGUUGCGUAGGUAGUUCACUGGAACUCCUAUGUGCCUAUAUCCUUUUGCUUCAUUUGGUCUGGCCAAAGUAUGAGUUAUGAGAUCGUUUUGCAUGUUUAGCAUUGAUACCCCUAUUUUCUUUUUUCAUAUCUUGGGUGUUGGAAUAGAAACUCCCCUUACUCCCAAGUUAAGGCCUUUUCUUUCCUUCUGGUAUAUUGCAUUUGGCAUUGAGGAUCAGCAUCUUGAGCAUUAUGGUUA
This is a messenger RNA of Hypoxylon trugodes, 2266 nucleotides long. RefSeq lists its product as uncharacterized. Bases 305 to 2038 code for a protein of 577 amino acids. The transcript has 3 exons. The record is from RefSeq and is a predicted model, not a curated record. Lineage: Eukaryota; Fungi; Ascomycota; Sordariomycetes; Xylariales; Hypoxylaceae.